Salvelinus sp. IW2-2015 is the source of this 966-nucleotide messenger RNA. RefSeq names its product S-methyl-5'-thioadenosine phosphorylase-like. Gene Ontology annotation, biological process: nucleoside metabolic process. Gene Ontology annotation, cellular component: cytosol. Gene Ontology annotation, molecular function: S-methyl-5-thioadenosine phosphorylase activity. Lineage: Eukaryota; Metazoa; Chordata; Actinopteri; Salmoniformes; Salmonidae. The record is from RefSeq and is a predicted model, not a curated record.
UACACGUAACGUUACUGUACAAGUCAUCGUAUGACAUAGGAGGAAGUGAAGGCAGUAGUUGCAAGAUAUAGUAAUUUUGCCAGCUAAUCUCAGAUACAUUUUUUUAUCCGAGAAGAUAUGUCAGCAAGCAUGCAAAUUAAGAUUGGAAUCAUUGGAGGCUCUGGCCUUGAUGACCCAGACAUAUUAGAGGGAAGGACCGAGAAAUAUGUAGACACACCUUAUGGAAAGCCUUCAGAUGCCCUUAUAAUGGGGAAGAUCAAAAAUGUUGAAUGUGUGCUCCUUGCAAGGCAUGGGAGACAGCACACCAUCAUGCCAACCGACGUCAACUACCAGGCUAACAUCUGGGCGUUGCGAGAGGAGGGCUGCACACAUCUCCUGGUCACCACGGCCUGUGGUUCCCUCCGGGAAGAGAURCAACCGGGAGACAUCGUCAUCAUCGACCAGUUCAUAGACAGGACGACAAAGAGGGCCCAGACGCUGUACGACGGGCGGCCCACCAGUCCUCCAGGCGUGUCUCACAUCCCCAUGGCUGAGCCCUUCUGCACCCGGACCAGAGAGGUGCUGCUGGAGGUGGCGCGCGGCCUGGGGGUGAAGUGCCACCCGCAGGGUACGGUGCUCACCAUCGAGGGCCCUCGCUUCUCGUCGCGUGCUGAGAGCCUGAUGUUCCGCCAGUGGGGUGCCGAUGUUAUUAACAUGACCAGCGUUCCCGAGGUGGUCCUCGCCAAGGAGGCGGGCCUUUGCUACGCCAGCAUCGCCAUGGCCACCGACUACGACUGCUGGAAGGAGCAUGAGGAGGCUGUCUGCGUCGACAACGUCCUGAAGACUAUGAAGGAGAARGCCAACAAGGCCAGCAGUAUCCUGCUCACUGCUAUCCCCCUGAUCUGCAACCAGGAGGACUGGACCCACACCAUAAAGGCUCUGAAGGCAACAGCGCAAUCCUCAAGUAAUGCUACGAAAAACAACUGA